CACCCCAUCACGCACAAAGCAGCCAGCAAGCCACUCAGCACCGAGAGCCAAGACACAACAGGCCGUUCGCUCACACUCGCUGCAGAGUAGUCCCGGUCUCAGCGCCCGCUCUCCCGGCUGGGCUCACCCGCUUUCGCGCGUAACGAAUGGGCAAGCGCAGUCGGCGUCCCGUCGCCGCCGGCACGCCCUCACGGCGUCGUCGACCCGGCGACAGCGCGCCCGCCUCGCCCGCGCCGCUCCUCGUCGCCGGCGGGCGUGGCGGCGGCGCCCCUUCCGCCGCCGCCGCCGCCGACGCCGCACGCACGCGGCUCGCCUCGCUGCCCGCAGAACGGCGCCGCACCGUGCAGGCCGAAGAGUCGGCGUUUGCCAAGCUCGGCGCCGACCGCCUGGCGCAGCUGGCGCUGCUCGCCACCUAUGCGCCCCUCGCGCGGCCCGUGGCGCCUGCGCUGGCGUGCUUUGCCUCGGCGCGCCUCGAGCCGCCGCCGCCGCUGGACGGGGAGGAGGAGAGCGACGAGGACAACUUGCAGCUGCGGGUGCCCAGGCGGCCGCGCUGGCACGCCGAGCUGGACAAGCGCGCCGUCGAGGCCAACGAGGCAUCGGUGUUCCGCCAGUGGCUCGCGCACUCCGACGCCGUCGUAAGCGCCGCCUUUGCGCGCAUCCUGCCGCCGCCGCCGCCGAGCCGCAGCGCGCUGGGCGCGGCCGAGGUGCUGCGGCAGACGCCCAAGGCGGGCACGGCUGUCAUUGGCAGCUUGUAUGAACGCAACGUCGAGGUGUUCCGCCAGCUGUGGCGCGUGUGCGAGCGCUCCGACAUUCUCUGCGUGCUGCUCGACGCGCGCUGUCCGCCUCUGCAUCUGCCGCCCUCGCUCGUCGCCUACCUGCAGCGCUUCGGGCGGCGGCGCACGCUCCUCGUGCUCACCAAGGCCGACCUGGUGCCGCCCGCCAUCGUCGCCGCGUGGGCCGCGUGGCUGCGGCGCACGUACGAAUGGCGCGUCGUCGCCACGGAGAGCUAUGCGAAGCUGGAACGCCUCGAGGGCCAAGGCCAGCGCAUCAGGCACAUCCCCUAUCUCUCGCCCGCCUCGCGCGCCGCCCUCUUUGCGGCGCUGCGCGCCGUGCAUGCCGACCUCGUCGCGCCGCCCGCCAGCGUGGCGGGCGAUGCGCGCCGCCUGGCAGAGUGGCAACCGCCGUGUCUGGCCGACGUCGACUGGCGCGCCCUCGAGGCGAGCGCGGCGCGCAUGGCCGACGGCGGCGGCGGCGCGCCGGAGCCAGACGAGGCGGCGCCGCCGCCGCCACCGCCGCACGGCGCGCAGAAGGCACAGCAAAAUGCAGCGGCGACGGGCCAGGCGCCGACGCUGGAGCGCCAGCGCCCCACGAGGGCGAAGCAAUGGCUCACGGUGGGCCUCAUUGGACAGCCAAAUGUAGGCAAGAGCUCGCUGCUCAACGCGCUCUUCGGCGCCAAGGUUGUGCGCGCAAGCAAGACGCCGGGCAAGACGAAGCACUUCCAGACGCACUUCAUCGGGCGCACGCUGCAGCUGCAGGACUCGCCCGGCCUCGUGUUUCCCUCGUACGCCGGCAUGGAGACGUGCGUGGUUGUGUGCCAUUCCUGCCUUGCCCCCUUCAGGAGAGGGUGUGGGCCGUGGAAAACUGACACAUAGGACGCGCUCUCUCUCUCUCUCUCUCUCUCCCACAUAAAGCCAGGUCUUCGGCGCCAUCCUGCCCAUCUCGCAAGUGCAGGCCGUGUCGACGUGCGUGGCGUGGGCGGCGGCGCAUCUGCCCCUCGAGCGCAUGCUGCACCUCGAGCUGCCGCCCAGCGACGACGCGGGCGGCGCGGGCAGUGGCAGCGCCGCGGCCCCGCGGCAGCCCGGCGAGGCCGCGCCGCACGAGUGGACGGCGACGCGCAUCCUCGAGGCGCUGGCUCGCAGGCACAACUACAAGACGGCAAAGGCCGGCCGCUGGGACUUGAACCGUGCGGGCAACGGCCUGAUGCGCUCGCUCGCCGAGGGCCGCGUGCCCUGGGCCUUCCGGCCGCCGCCGCCGCCCAUGGCCGACGCCGCCGCCGCCGCCGC
Messenger RNA from Tilletiopsis washingtonensis, 2063 nucleotides. Its product is annotated as P-loop containing nucleoside triphosphate hydrolase protein. The record is from RefSeq and is a predicted model, not a curated record. Lineage: Eukaryota; Fungi; Basidiomycota; Exobasidiomycetes; Entylomatales. Gene Ontology annotation, molecular function: GTP binding; GTPase activity. The transcript is spliced from 7 exons. Bases 147 to 1652 code for a protein of 501 amino acids.